AUGAGCCAGCCAAUUUUUCGUGUUACUUUGUUCAAGAUUCCUCUUGAGGAGGAUCAGCAAAAGGUGCUGGACAUAUACAAUAGUAUGCCCCCAAAGGUCAUCAAGAAUGGAAAGCCUUAUGUUCGACUGGUAACUGUGGGCAGACCUAAACCCGACCAGCGUGCCCAAGGAUUCACCGUGGCGGCUGUCUCCCGCUUUGACAACUCGGACGACAUGGCGUACUACGACAAUGAGUGCCCAUGCCACGCUGAGCUCAAGACGUUUGCCAAGAGCGUGCAUGAAGGCUCAUUCAAGCCCCGAAGUGUCCUCGCCUAA
This is a messenger RNA of Fusarium falciforme, 315 nucleotides long. RefSeq names its product Stress-response A/B barrel domain-containing protein. Bases 1 to 315 code for a protein of 104 amino acids. NCBI's taxonomy places the organism in Eukaryota, Fungi, Ascomycota, Sordariomycetes, Hypocreales, Nectriaceae. The record is from RefSeq and is a predicted model, not a curated record. The transcript has 3 exons.